Molecule: messenger RNA, 2834 nt
Organism: Scaptodrosophila lebanonensis
Lineage: Eukaryota; Metazoa; Arthropoda; Insecta; Diptera; Drosophilidae
Gene: Cyp6v1
Product: probable cytochrome P450 6v1
Exons: 3
Coding region: 993-2561 (522 amino acids)
Biological process (GO): response to DDT; insecticide catabolic process
Molecular function (GO): iron ion binding; monooxygenase activity; oxidoreductase activity, acting on paired donors, with incorporation or reduction of molecular oxygen
Source: RefSeq, a predicted model, not a curated record
UGGCGGGGGCGGGUUUUGAAGUGUUCUUUGCUGUUGCUGUUACUGUUGCUGCUUCUGCUGCCCCCAAAGUGGCUUUUUGUUGAUAUGUAAUCAGAAGCGCGUCGCUUUUCUGACGAAUUCAGUGGGCCAGUCAGUCAGUCAGUUUGUCGAGUCGAUUUGUGGAGCUUGCCAGCACGCUUUUUUGUUGUUAUUAUUAUUUUUUGUAUUUUUUUAUAUGUGAAGAAUUGUGUUAUUUGCUGUUAUUGGCAUUUAUUUUCUUUCUUCUUUUGUUGUAUUCUGCCAGUGUUUCUUUGGUUUUUGUUAUUCUGCAUUUGUGUGCGAAUGCGUGCACAUACAUACAUACAUAUGUACAUACGUGCAUAUAUACAAAUGUUUGUAUGCCUUAUGCGCUCUCUUUUUUAAUUCUGCCGCGCCACCGCCGUCGUCGUCGUCGUCACCACAGCUUGUCUGCCAGCAACAACAGUCAGAACCGCAGCCACCGUCAGAGUAGCACAUUUUGUUCUGCUUCUUUUCCCGUUUUGUUGUUCUGUUCUUCUGUUGUUUUGCUCUUCCAGUCGUUGUUGUCGCCGUGGCCAUCGUCUUACGGUUUCUUACUGGGAAAGGAAGCCAAUUGUGAUAUAAUUUGUUAAGUAUUUAUUUAUUAAUGUAUUUAAUGCACAAAAGCGGCAACUGCAGGCGCAUAUACACGAGUUAAGCGAUUCGGUUUUUACGUUUGUUGGCACUGGCUCCCACCCACGCGCGCGCUCUCACUCUCUCCCUUCUUAGCUGCCACUGUUACCGCCACCGCCGUCCCGCCGCCCCGCAGCCCGCUCUCUCACUACCAAGUCGUUUGUUUGUUCGCUCACGGAACGCCACGCUCUCUUAAUUCGAAGUGUCUGCUCAGCGCUCUGUUGUUGUUAUUCUUUUGACUGAGGCCGCCACAAUAGCCGCACUAGCGUCAGCUUCAGCCCCAGUCCCAGCCCCCAAUAACAGACACCACAACAAACAACGAAAUGGUAUACUCUACCAACAUAUUGCUGGGCAUUGUGACUAUACUAACCGCAGUAUUCAUUUGGUCACGUCGGACCUAUGUCUACUGGCAGCGAAGGCGCGUCAAGUUCGUGCAGCCUACCCAUAUAUUGGGAAAUCUGAAGAAGGUCCUUAAACUGGAGGAGUCAUUUGCCCUGCAACUGCGUCGUUUCUACUUCGACGACAGUUUUCGCAAUGAAGCCGUCGUGGGCAUUUAUUUGUUCCAUCAGCCGGCGCUGCUCAUUCGGGAUCUGGAAUUAGUGCGGACGGUGCUCGUCGAGGAUUUCGUGAGUUUCUCGAACCGCUUCGCCAAAUGCGAUUUGCGGCACGACAAAAUGGGAGCUCUCAAUUUGUUCUUUGCCAAGAAUCCGGAGUGGCGUGAGAUACGAACACGGCUCUCUCCGGCAUUUACGGGCGCCAAAAUCAAGCAAAUGUUCUCUCUCAUGGAGGAGAUUGGCUGUGAUCUGGAAUGGUACUUAAAGCGUCUUAUGCGUGACAUGCGUCGAGGGGAGGCAGGCACGGGGGUCGUUGUCCACAUUAAGGAUGUUUGCGACCUCUACAACACCGACAUGAUAGCUAGCAUUGCGUUCGGCCUCCGAUCAUAUAGUCUUCGAAACACGCAAUCGGAAAUUGGAUCGCAUUGUCAGGACAUAUUUAUGCCGAAUAUGCGGCGCAUAAUUGACUUCUUUGUGAUCUUUUUUCUGCCAAAAUUUGUGCCUCUGCUACGCUCUAAGCUAUUUACGGAGGCACACGCCGAGUUCCUGCGGCGCGUCAUUCUGCUUGUGAUUGAGGAACGCGAACGGUCCGGCGAUUUACGCAAUGAUCUCAUUGAAAUGCUGCUAACACUGAAGAAGGAGGCCGAUCUGCAACAGGAUAAGACCCAUUUCACACAUCAGCAGGACUUUCUGGCCGCCCAGGCGGCAUCCUUCGAGGUGGCAGGCAUUGAAACCUGUGCAGCAACGAUGUCCUUUGCUCUCUACGAGCUCGCGAAGCAGCCCCUGAUGCAGGCACGCCUUCGGCGAGAAAUACGACAGGCCUUCGCGGCGGCGGGCCCCAGCGAGGGUCUCUGCUACGAGCGCAUCAUGAACAUGCAGUAUUUGGACAUGGUUGUGGAUGAGACGUUGCGAAAGUAUCCGAUAGUGCCGUUACUCGAACGCGAAUGCACGCCCAUAAAUAAGAAACGCUUCUAUUCCCUGCGACCACAUGUGGAAUGCUAUGCCAGACGUGGCAUGCCAGUUUUUAUAUCCAAUCUGGCCAUACAUCAUGAUCCCAAGUACUGGCCGGACCCGGAACGUUUCGACCCCGAACGCUUCUCGGCCGAGAACAAGCUGCGGCAGACGCCCAUGUCGUAUCUGCCUUUCGGAGCCGGUCCACAUAAUUGCAUUGGCAUGCUCAUAGGCCAGCUGCAAAUCAAACUGGGACUCAUAUACUUUCUGCGUCAGCAUCGGGUGGAGUUCUGCGAGAAGACUGUCGAGCGCAUCACCUUCGAUUCGAAAUUUGCGCUGCUCUCUAGUGAGCAUAGCAUCUACUUGAAGGUCGUUGACUGCUUAUAGCCACAUAUACAUAUGUACAUAUGUAUAUACAUACGAGUAUGUAGUAUAUACUAUGCACUAUGCGUAUGCAUACAUAUGUACAUCGGUAUGUUUGUAUGUAUGCAUGUGUGCAUGUAUGUAUGUACAUCUAUGCACUCACUCAUGUCCAUAGGUCACCCACAGCAGCCACGCCCACGCCCAUGCCCAUUCACACGCAAACACACACACACACACUCCAACACAUUCACCGAGAGAGAACGCAGGGGGGAGAGAGAGAGAGAGGGGGAGCAAGAG